Molecule: messenger RNA, 1230 nt
Organism: Pyricularia pennisetigena
Lineage: Eukaryota; Fungi; Ascomycota; Sordariomycetes; Magnaporthales; Pyriculariaceae
Exons: 1
Coding region: 1-1230 (409 amino acids)
Source: RefSeq, a predicted model, not a curated record
AUGGACUUUCGACAAUUUGCUCUGCUUCCGGCCGAGCUCACCUCGCUCGUGUGGCAGUUCUUUGUGGAUGCCGCGACGGCCAACCCCCGCAUUCUCGACUUUAGCAUCCGCGUCGACAGAACCGACCACCACCGGCGUUGGAAGGCCGUUCCGGGGCCCUUCCUCUACGACCGCGUCCGACCAGUCAUCGCCGCGCUCACCGUUUGCCGAGAGAGCCGCUUCCUAGCACUCAAAGUGCUGCCUGACACCUUGGCUGUGGAACGCGGCAGACGUCGGGGCGUCGUCCGCUUUGACAAGGACCGCGACGUUGUGGCCGUUUCGGUCCUUGGGGUUCUCGAGCACAUCAAUCAACUCAGAUUCGAUAACCUUGUCAAGCCGUUCCACGAGUCUUUUACCCACUGCAUCAUUCCAGGGUUCUCGGACAACGUCCGCAACCUCGCUUUCCAGGGCAUGAUCGUGGACGACUACAUGGGCCUCGUACCCCAGGUCGAGCGCUAUCCCAUCAUGAUCAUUCUUUGGCACCUGCUAGCCAUGUUCCGCAACGUCCGUGCCGUUUUCGAGCUCGUGUCUUGCGACGAGUAUCCGCCCUAUCUGAACGCAUGGUGCGGUGCGUUCGAAGGCGUCCUCGUCGAAGAGGUCGCUGUGCAUCCGUACCCUCGCAGCAAAGAGUUGGAGCCACUGACGACAAUCUGGCCCGACGUCACGACGUACCGGGCCGCUGGAGAGGCUCGAAACGUUUACCUUCAGCCCAAGCAGCUGGGACUGAUGGCCACCAACUAUGCUGAGCUUAUUCCGAUAGCCAACAGGGAUUUUCUGGUCUGGUUCGCCGAAGUCGAGGCCUGGCCCAUGAUACAGUUUUACGGUUCGAGGGGCCGCCGAGCCCUCACCGAGCUCCGUACCACGCCGGUGGAACAGCUACCCAGGGGCGAUGGGUGCGAUGUGAGUGACGCGGAUUCUUGCGAGGCCGAGGCAGACGAGGACGGCUCGAUCCGACGUGGCUACCAAGAAGAAAUCGACUUGGGUCCGACAGACAGCGGCUCCGUAUGCAGCGACGACCUCCCCGUCGACAUGGAACCUAGUGUUGGCAAGAGACGGAGGUGGCUUUACAUCGACUGUGGGAUUGAAGAGUCUGAGAUGGAAUGCGACACGCCUAUGGAUCUUGACCACGUCUGCGAAUGGCUGAACGGGGUCUUUCUUGGCCAAGAGGACUCUGGCGGACCGGGCUGGUAG